AAAAACCAGAAUCUUCCUUCAUUCUCUCUCUUCUAUUGAGUUGUGCGCUUGUUGUGUUACAUAUUCGCCUCCUCCCUCCUCCUCCUCCUCCCGCAGGGAUCAGCCUCACACCAUGGAGGGCAGCAGCAGCCCGCAACCCCAGGAUCAUGAGGGCAUAGAAUCCUGGCUGGACGAUCACUGGGAUUUCACACACUCUUACUUUGUUAGGAAAGCUACGAGAGAAAUGGUCAAUGCGUGGUUUGCUGAAAGAGUUCACACAAUACCGGCUACAAAAGAAGGCGGGAAAACUGCUACAGAAACAAACCAACUUUUUGAAAAUAACACACAGGCAACUCCAGUUAGGAAGAUUUCUGCCUCUGAAUUUGAUAGGCCUCUCAGGCCAAUUGUUGUAAAGGACUCUGUAGGAACAGUCACAUUCCUCUCUGAUUCAGAAAAAAGGGAACUAAUGCCUCUGCAACCACCAAAUGUAUCCAGUGCUAGUGAUCAAUGUUCAAGGCUUUUGGAACUAGUGAAGGAUAUUUCAAGUCAUCUUGAUGUCACAGCCCUAUGCCACAAAAUCUUCUUGCACAUUCAUGAACUUAUCGCAGCUGAUCGAUAUUCCCUUUUUUUGGUGUGUGAGGACAGUUCCAAUGAGAAGUUUCUGGUCAGUCGAUUGUUUGAUGUAGCAGAAGGGACCACCUUGGAAGAAGCAUCAAAUAAUUGCAUCCGUCUGGAGUGGAGUAAAGGGAUUGUGGGACAUGUGGCAGAGUUUGGUCAGCCUUUGAAUAUAAAAGAUGCAUACAAGGACUCUCGAUUCAAUGCGGAAGUUGACCAAAUUACUGGGUACAAAACGCAAAGUAUUCUCUGUAUGCCUAUUAAGAACCAUAGAGAAGAGGUUGUCGGUGUUGCCCAGGCAAUCAAUAAAAAAUCCGGUAACAACGCAACCUUUACGGAGCAAGAUGAAAAGGAUUUUGCUGCAUACUUGGCCUUCUGUGGAAUCGUCUUACACAAUGCUCAGCUGUACGAGACUUCACUGCUUGAAAACAGGCGCAACCAGGUACUUCUUGACCUUGCAAGUUUAAUAUUUGAAGAGCAACAGUGUCUUGAGGUUCUUCUAAAGAAGAUUGCUGCAACAAUUCUGUCAUUCAUGCAAGCUCAGAGAUGCACCAUCUUUAUAGUUGAUGAAGAUUCCCCUGAUACAUUUUCUAGUGUUUUCCAUAUGGAGUCUGAGGAAUUAGAAGAUUCUCCAGAUGCAAUAAAAAGGGAAUAUGAUGUCAACAAAAUUAAUUACAUGUAUGCUCAGUAUGUUACAAAUACAAUGGAACCACUUAACAUCCCUGAUGUCUAUAAAGAUAAAAGGUUUUCUUGGACAAAUGGAAUUGAAGAAAAUAGUGCUAAGCACACCCAAAGCUUGCUAUGCACUCCAAUCAAGAACGGGAAGAAGAAUAAAGUGAUAGGCGUCUGCCAGCUUGUAAACAAGGUGGAUGAGAACUCUGGCAAAAUCAAGGCGUUUAACAGAAAUGAUGAGCAAUUUCUGGAAGCAUUUGCCAUAUUCUGUGGCUUGGGGAUCCAGAACACACAGAUGUACGAAGCUGUGGAGCGAGCAAUGGCCAAACAGAUGGUUACUUUAGAGAUUCUUUCAUAUCAUGCAUCCGCUGCUGAAGAAGAAACUCUGGAGCUGCAGGUAACAGCGGGAACCAUUCUGCCAUCUGCACAUUCGCUUAGGCUAACAGACUUCUACUUCAGUGAUUUCGAGCUUUCUGACAUGGAAACCACAUUAGCCACAAGCCGAAUGUUCACAGACCUCAACCUUGUGCAGAACUUCCAAAUGAAAUAUGAGACCCUUUGCAGAUGGAUCCUGAGUGUAAAGAAGAACUAUCGUAAGAAUGUUGCAUAUCACAACUGGCGGCACGCAUUCAACACAGCGCAGUGUAUGUUUGCUGCCCUGAAAACUGGCAAAAUUCAGAAUAAAUUGUCUGAUUUAGAGAUCCUAUCUCUGAUGAUAGCAACAUUAUGUCAUGACUUGGAUCACAGAGGGGUUAACAAUGCAUUUAUACAGAGAAGUGAACAUCCCUUAGCACAGCUGUACUGUCAUUCCAUCAUGGAAAAUCAUCACUUUGACCAAUGCCUUAUGAUCCUUAACAGUCAGGGUAACCAGAUUCUAAGUGGACUUUCAGUUCAGGACUACAAGACUGCUCUGAAAAUGAUCAAAAAAGCCAUUCUUGCCACAGAUUUAGCUCUGUUUAUCAAGAGGAGAACAGAAUUCUUUAACUUAGUUAAAAAGAAGAUUUUCAGCUGGGAUAAUCCAUCACAAAAGGAAUUGUUGUUAUCAAUGUUAAUGACUGCUUGUGAUCUGUCUGCAAUAACCAAACCUUGGCCAGUUCAGCAAAGGAUAGCUGAACUUAUUGCUUCCGAAUUUUAUGAUCAAGGGGAUAAAGAGAGGAAGGAAUUAAAUAUUGAGCCAAUAGAUCUGAUGAACAGAGAAAAGAAAGAUAAAAUACCGAGCAUGCAAGUUGGAUUUAUUGAUGCUGUCUGCUUAGACCUCUAUGAGACUUUGACACAGGUAUCUGAAGCAUGUUUCCCGUUACUGGAGGGAUGCAAAAGGAAUAAGCAGAGAUGGCAAGUUUUGGCAGAGCAGCAACAGAACAUGGUCAAUGGGGAAAAUAACCAGCCGAAACAAGACUGUGCCAUGGAUUAAACAAAAUCAGCAACGAUUUAUAUUAUUGUGGUACAAAAUAGCAUAACACUGUUUGCAAAACUUUAUACUUAGCCACUGUUUUGUAUUUAUUAAUUUCACAUAGAUUAUUUUCUUUUAUGGAAAUAGUCAUCUCUAUUGUAAAUGGUACAGCAUUGUAAUAUUUUAUAGGAGAGUGAUACACAAUGUAAUGUAUAUAACAAUAUAUCAGCCAUGAUGGCUUAUACAAUUCACUUGUCAUUAAUGUCCAGGAUUUGGUUUUAUUUUCCUAGUAGGAUCAGUGCCUUAAAACCUAACUAGCUUUAUUAGUGAAACACCAUUAUCACAUACUGUGCAGCCCAUACAAUAGUAAGAGGUUGAUAUAAAUGUAUUACUUAUUAUGAUUUUAUGUUGGUGAUUUAAACACUUUUAUUAUCCUCUCUCUGAAAUGGAGAUCUCAUCUAGAAGCUAAAAAAAAAAUCAUCUCUCCUACUGGGAAGCAGUCAGGGGCAGUUCUAGAAUUAAAACUUGGUGGGGGUAAACACUCUCUGCCUGCAGGGGGAGCUGUGUUUGUUCCAUGGGGUGAGGCAUUGUGGAAGGAGGUGGAAGUCACUAAAAUGCUACAAAAACAGGUUAACAGGAAAGAUCAUGACUUUUGGUAUAAAAAUCUGUUUCUAGUGUGUAACAUAAAACUUUCAAAAGUGAUUUAAAGGGACAUAGAUUGAAAUAGUAAUUAUGGGCUUGUACACUAGUACACUAUUUUAAUGCACUUUGCUAUAUAUGCGUAUAAAAUGACUGUUUUGCUUAUUGUUUUUUCUUCAAAUGUGAGAUAGACACAGGUCUCCUUAUGUCAUUGUCAGAACAUACUGUUGAAUGUUGUGCUACUGCCUAAGCACAGAAAUCAGUAACAGGCGCUUACACAUGGUUCCUGGCAUUAGAAAAGGCAAAAGCAUCCUUUUUAAAAGCACUUUGCAUUAAAAUAGUAAAAUAUGAAGUCCCAGCAUAAAUCUAUAGUCCCUUUCAUUUGUAUUACAAAACCCAUUGUCAUUGUGAUGACAUCUCUACAGAGGGGGUGGAAUAUACAACUAAAGGCCAUAAACGAACAUUUUACAUUAAAGGGACACAAAACCCAAUUUUUUUUCUUUCAUGAUUUUGAAAGAGUAUGCAGAUUUAAAGGGACACUAAACCCAAUUUUUUUCUUUAAUGAUUCAGAGAGAGCAUGCAAUUUUAAGCAACUUUCUAAUUCACUCAUAUUAUUAUUUUUUCUUUGUUCUCUUGCUAUCUUUAUUUAAAAAGCAGGAAUGUGAUGCAUAGGAGCUGGCCCAUUUUUGGUUGAGAACCUGGGUUAUGCUUGCUUAUAGGUGGGUAAAUGUAAGCCUCCAAUAACCAAGCACUAUCCAUGGUGCUGAACAUAAAAUGGGCUAAG
Molecule: messenger RNA, 4079 nt
Organism: Bombina bombina (fire-bellied toad)
Lineage: Eukaryota; Metazoa; Chordata; Amphibia; Anura; Bombinatoridae
Gene: PDE5A
Product: phosphodiesterase 5A
Exons: 21
Coding region: 113-2677 (854 amino acids)
Biological process (GO): signal transduction
Molecular function (GO): 3',5'-cyclic-GMP phosphodiesterase activity; protein binding
Source: RefSeq, a predicted model, not a curated record